GUACCAACUAUGCAAAAGAGCCCAAGUAUAUGACUAAAAGAUGGGCCUCAAUAAAAAAUUGUAGCCCAAUUCUCUCACAGACUAAGCCGAAUGUCCAAGCCUCUUGGUACUCUUCACUAAAGUCAGCGAGGGUUACCAAACAGAUUUUAAUCUUGCAAAGAAUAUGUGCUGAUUUGACCACCAAUGGAAGCAAAGAGAGGUGAUCAAAGUCAAACCCCUUUGGCUCUACUGCAUACAUUUCUUUCUAACACGGCUCAUUCAAAUGCACCCAUUGAUUUUUGCGAUCCCUUGCUGCACAAGUUUCUCCACUUCAAAAAAACAAACAAUAAAACAUGUUAAUACGCCGCAUCUGUGUAACAACAACAUCCCUUGCUUUGAUCUUCAGCAAUCAAACCUCCCCUUUUGUCCUCUCAGCCCUUAUUAUUUUCAUUAUCUUUUCUUUCUUUCUUUCUUUGUUUUUUGGUUCAAAUUAUUUUUAUUAAUUAAUAUUCUAAGGUGAAGCGUGCGGCUUCUUUGUGACAUUGAUAGCUUUAUUAAUGCACCUUCUUCUUAAUCAAAGCUGGCAAUUCUUGUGCUCUAAGAUAUGCCAGCUUAUUGGAUACCGUGUUCGAUCACCUGCUUCUGCUCUGCCCUUCUGGGUCUCUUGGCUAAGGCCUAAGGGUCUGAUUGUUUGCUUAGCAGAGAGUUUUCGAUUUCGCCAUUUCUCCCGAUUUUUCUAGAACCAAAUAAGUUUAUGCAGAUGUAUUAGCAGAAAGGAUCAUCAUAAGUCAAAACUUAAAUCACUUUAUAAUGUCCUUCGAAGAAAGGGUGGCACUUUUCAACUUUAAAACUAGCAGUCUCUGUGGGACGAGAGAUUUAAAAAAAAUGAUGUCAAUGAGAAUUAGGAUUGUUUAAUAGGGAGAGGUGUAAACGUGCCAAUUAAAAUUCAACUUAUUAUACUCUAGCCAGCUUUCAAUUCUUCUUCUGCUCUGUUUCUUAUGCAAUCUUCAUGAAUUUGAGGGAGGUUUGAAAAAUAUAAAAUGCCAAGUACAUAGAAUCUACAAUCUACAUCGAUAAAGCCGCGCAAAUGAUUAGAACAACCGCACAAGUCGAUGUGGGAGACUUUAAAAAUUAAUCCCUCUUCUUAUUUUAAGCAAUUAAGUCCUAAAAUCCUGCAUGAAUUUAGCAGCUGGAUUGAGCUACAAGUUUGCAGCUGAGUUCCCAUUCAUAAUUUAGAGCACAAAAGCAUAUAUAUCUUAGCUGUUCACGCGUCUAUUUUUAGUGCUUUAUAUUCCCCAAUUCUCAAUCUUCUCUCUCCCCUCAUAUCUACUUUGUGAGAAAGUGAGAGAGUUGGUUUGAGAUUUGGUAACAUGGCUGUACAUAGUGAUCCUCAUGCAGCACAGGUUGCAUCUGAAGCUAUUCUAGAGAACGUGUGGGCGAGCUUUAUCGGUGUGGAUGGAGUGAAAGAAGAAGCAAAAAAGACAACAGAGUUGUCUAAACCCUGGAAAGAACUGCCUCCUCUUGAUGGGAGAGGAGGGUCAAUGGAAAUUCUAGAAAGGCUACCAAGUCUAGGUAGGUGGAUAUCAAUGGGAACUGAGGCCUGGGAAGAGCUUCUUGACAGUUGUGUUGUUCCUGGACACAAUAUGGAGGUGUCAAGCAAUGUCAAGUUAGAAGGCAAUGGGGCUGCAAACGCAGAAUUUGAAGCAAAGGUUGAGAAGAGAAGAGAGAAAGUGGAAAUUAUGAAGCACUACCGCGGAGUUAGGAGGCGGCCAUGGGGUAAGUAUGCAGCAGAAAUUAGAGACUCAACAAGAAAAGGAGCUAGAGUUUGGCUUGGGACUUUCGAGACUGCAGAGGAGGCAGCUUUGGCUUAUGACAAGGCUGCUUUGAGAAUCAGAGGCUCAAAAGCCAAUCUCAACUUCCCUCUUGAAACAGUUGCAAAGGCUAUGGGGUUGGAUUGCUUCAACAUCUGCUCAUCCACAAAUGUUUCGAAUUCGCGGAAGCGAGCAUUGAGGGAGUGGGAAGAAAGUGUUGAGGCAAUGACUGAUGGAAAACCUGCAUUGAAAAGGAAGGCAAGCAUGCAAAACAUGUUGGGGGAUGAAUUUGAUGUGUUUGAGUUCCAAGACCUGGGAAGUGAUUAUUUGGACAGUUUGCUGUCUUCUUUUUGACAAAAAUCUUGUACAUGAAUGCUUCUGUCUGUCUCUAAACAUUCUUUGUAGUUGCUAGUCAAGGAGAUGCUGUAUAAGGUAUUUUUUUUCUUUCAAACUAGCCUUAGAGGAAGAGUUAGCAUAACAUCAUAUAAAUCACCAAAUUUCCCAUGUAUUUUGCAACAUUGAUCAACAAGGUGCUAAGUUAAGGUUGCAUAAUUUGUUCAGAGGGAGAGGGAGAUAAAAAGAAAAAAGUUGGAAAAUGAUAUAACAUAUCAGAACAGAUUCUAAACAGAGACAUAAAGGUUUCAAUGUAAUAGUUCAAUUCAAUUAUUUGUCAAAUCUCUCUUUUUAAAGAAGAGAUGCCAAGUUCAAAUUCACCAUCUCUAUCUCAUGUCUAUCUAUUUUCACAUGCUCAACCAUCUUUUCAUAAUUAAAAGGAAAAAAUAAAGCAAAGCCACCCACUAUAAACCGACCUUAAUUUUUUAUAAUUACUUUUUUUUGUCUCCCUAUUCAAGGUCAACCCUACCAUACCUUCAACUUAUCUAAUUACUUUUUUUCUUCCCCUUUUAUAAUAAGAAAAUUUUAAAAUGUAUUGUCCAAGUUUAGUCUAUUAUGAAUUACCAUUCUCCUACUUUAAGUAAAAUGGAGGUUGAUUGGCCAUUACAAUUUUGGCCUCUGCAAGGGAUAUUAUAUUUACUUUGAAUAUGAAAUUAGAUAGCUCUCCCAAGUUAUACCUGGUCAAGAUGGAGGUUUUGGGUUCAACUUCUAAUAGAAUAGAACAAAAGGAAUAAAAAAAAAAAGAAAAAAAAUACUAUGGGAUUAGGUAGGACUUAAUUAACCAAACUGGUAAUUAAUUGUAUAUCAAUUAAACACGGAAUUGUAGGCAUUUUGCUAGUCUAAUCCUCUAUAACAAACGAGGCCAAAAAGUUUUUAUAUUGUAUACCCACCAACCAAAUGCUGGCCCGUUUGACAAGUAUACCAAGUAAAGAAUGACUGUCAAAUGUGAACAGGUUGAAGAUUGUUUCUGUUCCCAUUCUGUGGAACCAUAUGCUUAUUGGUUCUCAUCAAUUUCAUCUUUUUCUCAUGAAGUUAGUUUCCACAAACAGAUUGCCUUCAUUUCCAAAACCAGAAAAUAAAAGAUGGCAUUAACACAAAAAUUCCAACUGAUUCAGUCUUCUAGGUCUUUCUUUUUCACCCAUAACUCUGCAUCUUUCUGGCCUUACUGGCCCUCUUAUGACAAUACAAACCAAUAAAGUUCACUUCUUGCGGCAGUACAUUUCUGUACCUCUUUUGCUGUGAAUUACAUUUGUGUGUUUGUGAGUGUUGGCAAA
This is a messenger RNA of Prunus persica (peach), 3457 nucleotides long. RefSeq names its product ethylene-responsive transcription factor ERF091. NCBI's taxonomy places the organism in Eukaryota, Viridiplantae, Streptophyta, Magnoliopsida, Rosales, Rosaceae. Gene Ontology annotation, molecular function: DNA binding; DNA-binding transcription factor activity. The transcript has a single exon. Bases 1350 to 2144 code for a protein of 264 amino acids. The record is from RefSeq and is a predicted model, not a curated record. Gene Ontology annotation, biological process: ethylene-activated signaling pathway; regulation of DNA-templated transcription.